Molecule: messenger RNA, 6310 nt
Organism: Oncorhynchus masou masou (cherry salmon)
Lineage: Eukaryota; Metazoa; Chordata; Actinopteri; Salmoniformes; Salmonidae
Gene: gpr68
Product: ovarian cancer G-protein coupled receptor 1
Exons: 2
Coding region: 397-1470 (357 amino acids)
Biological process (GO): G protein-coupled receptor signaling pathway; cellular response to pH
Cellular component (GO): membrane
Molecular function (GO): G protein-coupled receptor activity
Source: RefSeq, a predicted model, not a curated record
GUGGCGCAACGAGCAUUCUUAUCAUGAAAGUGUGCUUUUGAUAUAUAUUUUACUCACCUCCCACACAUUUCUCAGGAAACUGUUCUGUGGCGCUGAGGGAAACACAUUGGGACCACCUGCCUCACGUUCCUCAGUGGCACUCUUGUGUGGUACAGCAGCGUUACUUUCGUGUUAGUAAAAAAAAUAGCGAUUCUUUCUUCAGAGCACUGACGGAGUUGCUACGGAGAAACCCAUGGACUCACCAUCAGACAGCGCGCGCCCAGCCUGUUACAAGGUGAGCAGAUAAGAGCUGAGUUGGAGACAUGGCCUUUGUGUUGAGUCAACCUAACCAUGGGUCUCACAGCCUGGUAGUGUGUGGGUGCUACUACUAACAGAAAGGAACAUGGUAUUUGGGCCAUGUCUGGCAUGACGAUGAACAUGUUUAAGGUUGAGUCGGACUACAUUAACUGCACCAUCAGCCAUGAGAUCCACCAGUACCUGUUCUCUGGAGCCUACAUCCUGGUCCUUCUGAUCGGCGUGCCCACCAACGCCUUCUCCCUCUACCACGCCUGGCUGCAGCUGAGAGCCAAGAACGAGCUGGGGGUCUACCUGCUCAACCUGACCAUGUCGGACCUCCUCUACCUGGCCUCGUUGCCUCUCUGGCUGCAGUACAUCUUCCAGGGAGAUGACUGGAGCCAAACGGAGUGGCUGUGCCAACUGUGUGGCUUCCUGCUCUAUGAAAACAUCUAUAUUAGUAUAGGGUUCUUAUGUUGUAUCUCUAUAGACCGUUACCUGGCCGUGGUGUACCCGUUCCACUUCACAGCAUUCCGGAGCAUGCGGGCAGCUACAUUGGCCAGCGCGUUCAUCUGGCUGAAAGAGAUUGCCGUGGGCGUGGUCUUUUUCAGACACAAGGAACUAAGCACUGACCGCACCAACCAAUCGGUUUGCUUUGAGCACUACCCAAUGCAACCAUGGGAGUAUCCAAUUAACUACUACCGUUUCUCCAUUGGUUUCCUGUUCCCCCUGGGCAUCCUUUCCGUGUCGUAUUUCAGAGUCCUGCGGGCAGUCAGGAAGAGCACUGGCACUCAGAGCGCCCAGAAGACCCGCAUCAAGCACCUGGUGACCAGCACCAUUGUCAUAUUCCUGGUAUGUUUCUCUCCGUACCACGUGUUCCUGCUGCUGCGUACAGUCUUUGAGAGGGACUGCCCCUUCAUCAUCAGUAUCUUCAACUACUAUCACUUCUCCCUGCUGCUCACCAGCUUCAACUGUGUGGCUGACCCGGCGCUGUACUGCUUCGUCAGUGAGAGCGCCCAGCAGGGGAUCCAGCAGGCCCAGGAGGCCUGUACCCAGGCCCUCUGCUGCAGCUGCCACAGGGGACAGCAUAGCCCUGUUACCGCCACCACCACGGGGACAGACUCCAACGAGGUGGCCACCUCCAACGAGAAGGGGACAACAACCGUCACACCGCUGACACAGAACCAGAUGAUCUAGCAGUAAUGUAAAUAAUACAUGGGUUUUAUAAAGUUCUUUGGAAGGACCUAAAGAUGCUUGAAUAGUAGUCUAGGAGCUGGAACAAGAUUUGGAUAAGAGGGAUGGUGGGAAAGAUACUGACAGUGACAUGGAACAUUCUGCAACAAGUAUUAUGUUAUAGCAGUGCUACAACAGUGUUUUAAGGUAAUGUUUUUUGUUUUUAAUUUUUACAACACUUUCUUUUGAGAUAGUUUUGAACUCAAAACUAACUCUAUAUAUAGGUGAGCAAAUUUCUUCCUGUAACAUUUUGUUUCUAUCUCUCAUCACAUUAUUUAAUAUAAAUUCUCAGGGUUUUAAAUCCCAGACGGUGAUUUCAGGAGUGACUGACUUCAUACCUAUCAGCACAGAUCAGACAUAUCAACACGUGACCUAAUAUAUCUCUAUCGUAGGUCCUCUAGGAUUCUUGGGUUAGAUUCUUGCUGCUCAAUAUCUGUGAAUCGCUCCCAUUUCAGGGGUAUGUAAAGGAUACCUCAACUGAGCUCAGAUUCAUAAAUGACACUGUGUGUAGAGCAUAAACAAAAAUACAUACAAACAGUGAGCUCCAAAAGUAUUGGGGCAGUGACAAUUUCUGUAAUUCAGCACUUUGGAUUUUAAGUCAUACCCCACCAAAAAUGAUAACCUCCCCAGUUUAUUUGUAUUUAUUUUAUUUAUUUCACCUUUAUUUAACCAGGUAGGCUAGUUGAGAACAAGUUCUCAUUUGCAACUGCGACCUGGUCAUGAUAAAGCAUAGCAAUUCGACACAUACAACAACACAGAGUUACACAUGGAAUAAACAAAACAUACAGUCAAUAAUACAGUAGAACAAAAGAAAACAAAAAGUCUAUAUACAGCGAGUGCAAAUGAGGUAUGUUAAUGAAAUAAAUAGGCCAUGGUGGCGAAGUAAUUACAAUAUAGCAAUUAAACACUGGAAUGGUAAAUCGGCAGAAGAUGAAUGUGCAGGUAGAGAUACUGGUGUGCAAAGGAGCAAAAUAAAUAAAUACCAGUAUGGGGAUGAGGUAGGUAGAUAGAUGGGCUGUUUACAGAUAGGCUAAGUACAGGUGCAGUGAUCUGUAAACUGCUCUGAAAGCUGGUGCUUAAAGCUAGUGAAGGAGAUGUGAGUCUCCAGCUUCAGAGAUUUUUGCAAUUCGUUCCAGUCAUGGGCAGCAGAGAACUGGAAGGAAAGACGACCAAAGGGGGAAUUGGCUUUGGGGGUGACCAGUGAGAUAUACCUGCUGGAGCGCGUGCUAUGAGUGGGUGCUGCUAUGGUGACCAGUGAGCUGAGAUAAGGCGGGGCUUUACCUAGCAGAGACUUGUAGAUAACCUGGAGCCAGUGGGUUUGGCGACGAGUAUGAAGCGAGGGCCAACCAACGAGAGCGUACAGGUCGCAAUGGUGGGUAGUGUAUGGGGCUUUGGUGAAAAAACGGAUGGCACUGUGAUAGACUGCAUCCAGUUUGUUGAGUAGAGUGUUGGAGGCUAUUUUAUAGAUGACAUCACCGAAGUCGAGGAUCGGUAGAAUGGUCAGUUUUACGAGGGCAUGUUUGGCAGCAUGAGUGAAGAAUGUCUUGUUGCGAUAUAGGAAGCCGAUUCUAGAUUUAAUUUUGGAUUGGAGAUGCUUAAUGUGAGUCUGGAAGGAGAGUUUACAGUCUAACCAGACACCCACGUAUUUGUAGUUGUCCACGUAUUCUAAGUCAGAGCCGUCCAGAGUAGUGAUGCUGGACGGGUGAGCAGGUGCGGGCAGCGAUCGAUUGAAUAGCAUGCAUUUAGUUUUACUUGCGUCUAAGAGCAGUUGAAGGUCACGGAAGGAGAGUUGUAUGGCAUUGAAGCUCGUCUGGAGGUUAGUUAAUAACACAGUUUCCAAAAAGGGGCCAGAAGUAUACAGAAUGGUGUCGUCUGCGUAGAGGUGGAUCAGAGAAUCACCAGCAGCAAGAGCAACAUCAUUGAUGUAUACAGAAAAGAGAGUCGGCCCGAGAAAUUGAACCCUGUGGCACACCCAUAGAGACUGUCAGAGGUCCAGACAACAGGCCCUCUGAUUUGACACACUGAACUCUAUCAGAGAAGUAGUUGGUGAACCAGACGAGGCAAUAAUUUGAGAAACCAAGGCUGUCGAGUCUGCCAAUAAGAAUGUUGUGAUUGACAGAGUUGAAAGCCUUGGCCAGGUCGAUGAAUAUGGCUGCACAGUAAUGUCUCUUAUCGAUGGCGGUUAUGAUGUCGUUUAGAACCUUGGCCGUGGCUGAGUUGCACCCAUGGCCAGCUCUGAAACCAGAUUGCAUAGCGGAAAAGGUAUGGUGGGAUUCGAAAUGGUCAGUGAUCUGUUUGUUAACUUGGCUUUCGAAGACCUUAGAAAAACAGGGUAGGAUGGAUAUAGGUAUAUAACAGUCUGGGUCUAGAGUGUCUCCCCCUUUGAAGAGGGGGAUGACCGCGGCAGCUUUCCAAUCUUUGGGAAUCUCAGACGAUACGAAAGAGAUGAUAAACAGGAUAGUAAUAGGGGUUGCAACAAUUUUGGCAGAUAAUUUUAGAAAGAGAGGGUCCAGAUUGUCUAGCCCGGCUGAUUUGUAGGGGUCCCGAUUUUGCAGCUCUUUCAGAACAUUGGCUAUCUGGAUUUGGGUAAAGGAGAAAUGGUGGGGGCUUUGGUGGGUUGCUGUGGAGGGUGACGGGCAGUUGACCGGGGUAGGGGUAGCCAUGUGGAAAGCAUGGCCAGCCGUAGAGAAAUGCUUCUUGAAAUUCUCAAUUAUAGUGGAUUUAUCGGUGGUGACAGUGUUUCCUAGCCUCAGAGCAGUGGGCAGCUGGGAGGAGGUGCUCUUAUUCUCCAUGGACUUUACAGUGUCCCAGAACGUUUUUGAGUUAGUACUACAGGAUGCAAAUAUCUGUUUGAAAAAGCUUGCCUUAGCUUUUCUAACUGCCUGUGUAUAUUUGUUCCUAACUUCCAUGAAAAGUUGCAUAUCAUGGGGGCUAUUCGAUGCUAAUGUAGAACGCCACAGGAUGUUUUUGUGCUGGUCAAGGGCAGACAGGUCUGGCGUGAACCAAGGACUAUAUCUAUUCCUAGUUAUUGUAAUGGUGAGAGGUUAGCAUGUCGUGGGGGUAUAUUUAUGCCUCUAACUUUCUCUCUAAUCAUUCAUUCAGGUUUAUCUGUAAUCAUGGUUGCAUCCACAUUGAUGUUAAGUGUUAAGAAUCCUAUUCUAUUCUUACAAUAAAAGGACACAUUAUUCACCAUUCAUUUCUAUUGGGCACAAAAUAAUCUGAAACACAUUCAAAACAAACAGCAAAUGCAUCAAACAAGUUUAUACAGUUACAAUCUUAACCUAGUAAAGAUGUGCUAUGAAUAUUGGACCAAAUACAUAACUUUUUACUACUUUAUUACAGAUAUGAGUGAAUUUGUCAUCUGAAAUGUGGCUACUAUGUACAAAAGGUGCUGUAAUUUCUAAACAGUUCACCUGAGAAAAAUGGAAGAAAAUGCCCUCAAAUUAAAGCUGACAGUCUGCUCUUUAAUCUUCAUAGUCAUUGUAUCCUUUCAAAUCCAAAGUCCUGGAGUACGGAGCCAAAACAACAACAAAUGCGUCACUGUCCCAAUACUUGUGGAGCUGAGCUCACAUAAAUGCAUACAUCAUUUAAGCGCCUUAACAGAAAUUCAUUCAUUUUGAAUGUUAUGUUUUUUUCAUGCAUCUCUGAGUGAUGUUCUAUUGAUUCCCGGGUCAUUUCAUGUUUUAAUGUGUAUCUGAACUGUUGCCGUUCAAGCAGGCAGAAAUACAGCCAGUAUGAAUAGUUAUGCAUCAUUUAAAAGUUAUAUAUCUUGAAAACUUGAUUUCUGACAGGCAAAAUAUUGACUAUCAACAGUGCACCAAUUAAACAAAUACCAAAAGAUUAUUAUUAUUCCAGCGGAGUCCAGCUCAGUAGUACCCCAGAGGUCCUGACUUACUUGACUUCUUUGUGGAGCAUAGGUCGAUCACAAUGUUCUCCACCGCAUUCUCUUUCCCAGUGGCCUUCCCUGCCUCUAUUAAGGAUGUCUUAGUUGGAACAGCCCUAUGACGCUCCCAUCCCCAUGUCUUCCCAGGCUGUGUCCUGGCCACACAGCCUGAGUAUAUCCAGGUUAAACGACCCACAGGAGGACCAGCACAGCUGACCUCUCACCUUUCACACUGCACAGAUUUUUCCCCUCCUUACAUUGGUAUAAUUCUUUUCUGAAGUACCAGCUCUUCCCAAAGCAGAAGAACAUAGGAAAAGAGGCUUUUCAAUGGUGAAUGAGGCAGUUGUAAAUCACCUAAGGAUAGACUGGUUGUUCUCAGGAUGAUGAUGAAUUGGAACAUGUAAGGCAAACGUAGAGAUAUUCAGAGCUCAUAAAUCAUGGGUGAAUAACUUCAUACAGUAGGAGACUGUGUAACAAUAGUGUUGACUCAUAUGUCGCUAUCAGCCCAGGGUCUCUAAUGUUAUCAAAUAUUGUAUGUAUAUGUAUGCAUGUCAUUUUAACCACACAAUAAGAACAUAUUAUAUAUCUGUUGAGUAAUGUUCAAAGUCUAUUUUUGUAGAUAUGUCUUAACCAAUUCAUGGGUUUAAUGUUCUCUUCUCUUGUUGAAUUCUUGCUAUUUGAAAGAUUUGCUUUGUGGCCAUGUGGUUUUGCUUGACGUUAGCAGUGACACACUGUAUUCAGUGAUGCAGGAAAUGCAUUCUUGUUGCGUAGGAUAGUUGCUGUUACAUGACUUUUAUUCUACUACUGCUGAAGUUUGAACCCUUGAUGUUUUUCUUUUCAUUUGGUCUUAUUGGAAAUGUUCUCAGCACAUCUCUCAUAUUUACAACAUCAAUAUUAAAAUGCUGCCAUAAUGUGUCAGGA